AUGGUCCGCUCAGCGACCACGUGUACGCGCAUUUUCACACGAGUCUGCUGCACACAUAACCCUCCCCCACCCACCCAGGUGUUGGUGUACGAGUAUGUGCCCAACGGCGACAUCAGCGACCAUCUGUACGCCAAGUUCCAAGGGCAUCUGCUGACCUUCGAGGAGCGGCUGGACGCUGCUUUGGGGCUGGCAGAGGGGCUCAAGUACCUUCAUUAUCAUGCAGAGAAGCCCAUUGUGCACCGCGACAUCAAGCCCUGCAACGUGCUGCUCACAGAGGACUACGAGGUGAAGAUCGCCGACUUUGGUUUGAUUCGGUCGCUGCAGGAGGGGGCGGAGCAGGACGGCACGUUCACGCGUGUGGCGGGCACGAGGGGGUAUCUGGACCCCGAGUACAUGACGUGUGAAAAGCUCUCCACGGCGAGCGAUGUCUACAGCUACGGUGUGUUGCUACUCGAGAUGGUGACGGGGCGGCCAGCCACGGAGAGCGACCCGAACGACCAGGGCUGCAUCAAGCACAUCACUUCCUGGGCGGUGCCAUACAUCAAUCGCGGGGAGAUCCGAGAGAUAGCGGACGCGCGCAUCGCCUCGCCCCUCAACCUGCCCUUGCUGCUGCAGAUGGCGCGCACCGCCGCCCACUGCGUGCAGCUGCCGUCCACGCGCCGCCCGGACAUGGCUGAGGUGGCACGCGUCAUGCUGGACGCCCGCCGCACCUUUCAUGCAGCUUCCGCUGCUGCUGCUGCUGGCGCUGCUGCCCUCGCCGCCGCUGGCGGCGCUGCUGCUGGUGCCGGGGCAGGGGUGCAGGGAGGGGAAGCAGGAGGAGCAGGGUUUGUGGGACUGGCGGCUCAUAUUCUGGGUGUGGCAGGGGCGCUGGGUGGGAAGGGGAGCCCCCGAGGAGCAGAGGUGGGGAGGAGUGGGCUUGUGGGUGGCAACAGCGGCAGGGCAUUAGGGAGUGAGAGCAUGAAGAGAUGGGUGCAUUACUUUGGGGGGGGUGGAGGGCGGAGCAGGCAAGGGAGUGGACGCUUUGAAGAAAGACAGCACGCUGAGGGCUCGCUGCCCAGCAGGGGAGGGGGAGAGAGCGGUGGCUCAGUGGAGCCCGACAGUGUGCAUGCGGUUACUACUGGUAACAUGGCAACCAGCGACUCUGGUAGUCGAGAUGGAGACGUACUGUGA
Molecule: messenger RNA, 1170 nt
Organism: Closterium sp. Naga37s-1
Lineage: Eukaryota; Viridiplantae; Streptophyta; Zygnematophyceae; Desmidiales; Closteriaceae
Source: the annotation of a GenBank genome assembly